Rhizophagus irregularis DAOM 181602=DAOM 197198 is the source of this 1034-nucleotide messenger RNA. RefSeq lists its product as uncharacterized. The record is from RefSeq and is a predicted model, not a curated record. Gene Ontology annotation, molecular function: protein binding. Lineage: Eukaryota; Fungi; Glomeromycota; Glomeromycetes; Glomerales; Glomeraceae.
UUUUUUUUCGAUAAAAUAAAUUUUUAAAAUAACCAGAUGGAAACUAAGCUUAGUAAUUUGAAUAUCUCGGAUAAAGAUACUGAUACUAUAAUUACCAAAAAUUGUUGUAAACCAUUUACUAAAGAAUUAUGGUGUAAAGAAUGUAUUCAUUCUUUAGAAAGAUCAGCAGAAAAUGGUGAUAAAGUGGCAAUGUAUAAUUUAGCCAUAUGCUAUAAAAAUGGGGAAGGAACAGAAAAGAAUUUAGAAAAAGCCUUUUAUUGGUAUCAAAAAGCAGCAGAAAAUGAUAAAGUAAAUCCUAAAAAUGAAGUUAAAUCAUAUUUUUCAAAGUGGACUAGUCAAAAUGAAUUUAUUGAUAAAUUUAUUCAAGAAGCACAACUAAAUGCUAAAAAUAGUUAUGAAGUUUUAGAAUGGAUACCUUAUAAUAAAUUUAGUGUUCCGAAAGGCAUUGAUUAUUAUGAUAAAGGAGGAUUUGGUGAAAUCCACAAAGCCAUCUGGUUAGAUGGACCUAUUUAUAGUUGGAAUUUUAAAAAACAACAAUGGGAUAGACAAAUAGAUUAUGAGGUUAUUCUUAAAAUACUUAAUAAUUCAUCAAGUUUAAAUAGUAAAUUUCUGGAUGAGUGGAAAUAUCAUUAUAAUUGUCAAAAAAAAUCAUUUUCAAAAUUUAUUCAAUUCUUUGGAAUUACUCAAGAUCCAAAUAAUUUAAAUUAUAUAAUUGUAAUGAGUUAUGCAAAAAAAGGAAGUUUAAGAAAAUGUUUGUCUAAUAUAAUUAAAUUUAAAUGGCAAGACAAGUUACAAUUAUUGAAAACAAUUAUAUUAGGACUUAAAGUAAUUCAUGAAUCAAAUUUAACUCAUGGUGAUUUUCAUGAUGGUAAUAUUUUAAUGUCAGAUAAUCACAAUGAGUUAUUUAUUAUGAUUUAGGGCUAUGUAAACCUAUAUGGAGUUUUACCUUAUAUGGCUCCUGAAAUAUUAAGAAACAAACCCUAUACCCCAGCAAGUGAUAUUUAUAGUCUUUCAAUGAUAAUGUGGGAAUUUAC